AUGUUUCGGUUGCAGCCUUUUGACUCAAUCAAGAGUCUAGAAGGAAUUGAUCCAAAGGUUCUGAUUGAUGUCAUUGGUCGUGUGGUGCAUAUCUUCUCACCAUUGGAUAAGCUUAUCAAUGGGAGGCCUUCUAAACUCAUUGAUUUUGUAAUAGAGGAUUUAAAGGGCAUUCAACUGAAAUGUACUGUAUGGGAUCAGCAUGUGGAAAAGGUCAUUCCCUUUUGCCAAUAUGACUUAAAAGAACCAGUCAUUGUGCUUAUUCAAAUGUGUAGGGUUAAAGUGCCAGAAAAUAGUGGAGAAGUCAAAAUUUGUAGCUCCUAUGAUGCAACCCAACUGUUGUUUAACCAUGAAUGUGAUGAGUGUACUGAUUUCAGAGACAGAUUAUGUAAUCAACCAACUCCUCUGAAGAGCAUCACCUCAAAUUCCAGCCUUAGUUAUUCAACUUACACUUUGGGUGAUCAAAGCAGUUCUAAUAUGGUAUUUAGUACCAUUUCUGAACUGUAUGAAAGAAGUGAGACUGGGGAAUAUUGGGUGCCAUGUAUUAUUCUGGAGCUAGAUUGUAAUUUCAUAGACUGGUAUUAUCUCUCUUGCAUUUCUGGUAGGUGUAAUAAAAAGGUUGAUCUAAAGGGUGGGAUGUAUGUCUGUGGUAAGUGUGGAACUCACUGUGAUACACCUAAGUUAAGAUACAAGAUAAAACUUAGAGUCUAUGAUGCCAAAGGUAGUGCACCAAAGAUAAAACUUAGAGUCUAUGAUGCCAAAGGUAGUGCACCAUUCUUACUUUGGGAUCGUGAGGCACUUGAGCUAUUGGGGGGCAUCACAGCUGAAGAGCUUAAGGCUAUGCAGCCAAAGGUAACCAUCACAGCUGAAGAGCUUAAGGCUAUGCAGCCAAAGGUUCCAACCAAAAUCCCUAAAGAGAUUGUAUCAUUGGUUGGUAGAGGAAUGCUAUUCAAGAUAAAUAUUGAGAGGGAUCGGUUAGAGAAGCGCAACCUUGCUUUUCCAGUCAUGCAAAUCAAAGAAGACAUUGCAGUGGUGAACGAGUAUUGUCCUGGUAUGUUGAAGGUUACUAAUCAGAAGCCAACUAAUUCCUAUGAGCAAUUGGAUGAUGACUUUGAUUCUGAUGAGGGCUUUUUUUUUUCUGAUGAAGAGGCUGAAAGUCCUCUUCCAAAUCCAUUAACUCAAGUGUCUAAAGGUGGUGCCAAUGAUAGUGAAGCAUUAACUCAAGUGUCUAAAGGUGGUGCCAAUGAUAGUGAAGCAGUUAAAAGGAGGCUUUUGGACGAGUUCUCAUCCACCCAGGUUUCAAAGAAGAAGACACACACUGUGUUCUCAUCCACCCAGGUUUCAAAGAAGAAGACACACACUGUGCUUAUCAAGGUUGAAAAAGAUAGUGAAUUAGCAAUUGACCAAAACUCACAGAACAUUGAGAUCUGA
Ipomoea triloba (trilobed morning glory) is the source of this 1428-nucleotide messenger RNA. RefSeq lists its product as uncharacterized. The transcript has 8 exons. The record is from RefSeq and is a predicted model, not a curated record. NCBI's taxonomy places the organism in Eukaryota, Viridiplantae, Streptophyta, Magnoliopsida, Solanales, Convolvulaceae. Bases 1 to 1428 code for a protein of 475 amino acids.